AUGGCCUUCAGUGAAUCCGAAGUGAAUCUCUGUGCAACCGUUGCCACACUUUGCAUCACGUCCAGCAUUGUGGCCUUGGUGGUCCUCUUCAUCCAAAAAUGGAAGCUGGAGAGACAGUUUGCGGCAUUUCCAACAGACCCCGAAAGGCACUGGUUCCUGGGCAGUCUUUCUAAGUUCACUGCUGAUGAGAAGGAACUCGAGUGGAAAAGGGAGGUUGUGAAGAGAUGUGUCACUGCAUCUGUACUAUGGGUGGGACCUAUUAGGCCGAUCAUUAGCGUGUACCACCCUGACACGGUCAAAGCUGUCCUUAGCACAGGAGAACCCAAGGCAGAAUUCACAUACUCUUAUAUACGUCCCUGGAUUGGAGAUGGGCUACUCUUAUCAGCUGGGAAGAAAUGGGCAAGGAACAGACGCUUACUGACACCCGGCUUCCACUUUGACAUUUUGAAGCCGUAUGUGGACAUCUUUCAACAGUCUGGCAGCAUACUUGUGGAGAAGUGGAAAGCAGCCUGUGGUGGUAAGAAGACUUCAAUGGAGAUGUUCAGUAACAUGAGCCUGCUGACAUUGGACAGCCUCCUCAGGUGUAUAUUCAGUGUGGAGACCAACUGCCAAACGGUUGAAAAUCACCCCUACAUCAAGGGCAUCUAUGACAUCUCCAUCCUGGCUAUGGAACGUUUUCGCUUCCUACCUUUCCACUUUGACACAAUCUUCCAGUGGAGUCCCAGUGGGCGACGCUUCCACAAAGCCUGCAAUACAGUCCAUAACUACUCGCGGGAUAUCAUCCAGAAGCGAAAGAAUGCACUGAAAGAAGAGGCUGCCAAGGGGCAAACAAGACACAGGAAAUACAUCGACUUCUUGGACAUUCUGCUUUGCGCUAAAGCUGUGAAGAAACGCCGCUUCGAUUGGGAUCCAUCCCCGAUGAUGACGACCCUCCAGUCUGUCUCGGAGGCCUUUACCUUUCUCGCCCGCAAGAUAGACAAUGCGACAAAGGCACCCAACCCGAAUCCCCUCCCGGCUGUCUCUCCUACUUCACAAGGGACAUUCUCAGACGCUAAAGUGGUCUCUGUUGUCCUGCCAGAUCCGUUCCCCCAGCGGGACCCAGCUCCAGAUCAUGUCUCAGAUCAUGGUGGCUCUGUCCCUUGUCAUUGCAAUUAG
Molecule: messenger RNA, 1155 nt
Organism: Acanthaster planci (crown-of-thorns starfish)
Lineage: Eukaryota; Metazoa; Echinodermata; Asteroidea; Valvatida; Acanthasteridae
Product: cytochrome P450 4F4-like
Molecular function (GO): oxidoreductase activity, acting on paired donors, with incorporation or reduction of molecular oxygen; heme binding; monooxygenase activity
Source: RefSeq, a predicted model, not a curated record